Molecule: messenger RNA, 756 nt
Organism: Exophiala aquamarina CBS 119918
Lineage: Eukaryota; Fungi; Ascomycota; Eurotiomycetes; Chaetothyriales; Herpotrichiellaceae
Exons: 1
Coding region: 1-756 (251 amino acids)
Biological process (GO): secondary metabolite biosynthetic process
Cellular component (GO): cytoplasm; nucleus
Source: RefSeq, a predicted model, not a curated record
AUGUCGUCGGUAGAUCCCAGUUUACGCCUACCGCGAAUACUUUGCAUCCACGGCGGGGGCGUCAACUCGGCGAUAUUCAAAGCUCAGCUGCGGGCAUUCCUGAACCACGAGCAGCUGAAGAAUCGGUUUCGAUUCGUGUUCGUGGACGCACCUUUCUUCUGCGAUGAGGGCGUCGGCGUGCACCCAGUGUACUCGGACUGGGGCCCGUUCCGGCGAUGGUUCCGCUGGCUGGAGACACACCCUGAGAUUGACCCCGGCGCGUGUGCAUACGAGCUCGGGUACACGAUCGACCGGUGUAUGGAGAGCGACGAGGGCACGGGCGACUGGGUCGGCCUGCUGGGGUUCAGCCAGGGCGCAAAGCUAGCGGCGAGUCUGCUAUAUGAGCAACAGCUCCAGGGUAAAGACGGCCCGUGGCGUUUUGCUGUCAUCCUUGCCGGGCGCGCGCCCAUGGUUAGUCUUAACGACGAGUCCGAGAAGUUUCCCUGGAUGCAGUCCGCCGGCGGGCUGCCCAACGCGGCGGAUUUGGAUAGUAUUUUCGAGCGCCCGGAUAUGAAAUUGAAGAUCCCGACGAUUCACGUGCACGGGCUUAAGGAUGAGGGCCUGCAUUUGCAUCGGAGGCUCGUCGAGGACUACUGCGCCGCCGGCACAACGACGCUUGUCGAGUGGGAUGGGCCGCAUCGCAUCCCCAUCAAGAAGAGUGACGUGGACCGAAUUGUCGCAGCCUGGGUCGAGCUUGCAGAUGAAUAUGGCAUAUGA